This is a messenger RNA of Merops nubicus (carmine bee-eater), 4848 nucleotides long. It is a transcript of the gene PHRF1, whose product is annotated as PHD and ring finger domains 1. The record is from RefSeq and is a predicted model, not a curated record. NCBI's taxonomy places the organism in Eukaryota, Metazoa, Chordata, Aves, Coraciiformes, Meropidae.
AUGGAUGAUGACAGCCAGGAUGAGCUGAUCAACAGGAACGCUGCCCUGGGCAAGGGCAAGAGGCCGAGUCUCGUGCUGCUCAGUGACACAGAAAGCAAUGGUGGAAACAGCUGUGAUUCAGAAGAUGAUACUGGAAGUGAGGAGGAAGAAGACAACACUGAGGAGGAGGGAGGUGAGGAGGACAAGGAAGAAAGUGAAGAUGAAGAAUUAGAAGACUGUGAAGACGAUGAGGAAGAAGAGGAAGAGGAGGAAGAAACAGAGGUAGCUGUGGGGGGAGCGACCGACUCGCUGCAGUUAGAGCCAGGCGCGAAGGCAGCGAGCGUUUCCUCUGAUGAGGAUGGAGAAAACUGCCCCAUUUGCCUCAACACCUUCAGGGAUCAGGCUGUUGGCACUCCUGAGAACUGUUCCCAUUACUUCUGCUUGGACUGCAUCGUGGAGUGGUCGAAGAAUGCAAACUCCUGUCCCGUGGAUCGAAUCCUCUUCAAGUACAUCAGCAUUCGGGCACGUUUUGGUGGAAAAGUCCUUAAAAAGAUUCCUGUUGAGAACACGAAGACUCAGGCUGAUGAAGGAGAGGAUGAUCCAACCUUCUGUGAGGUGUGUGGCAGAAGCGACCGGGAGGAUCGCCUGCUGCUGUGUGAUGGCUGUGAUGCAGGGUAUCACAUGGAAUGCCUUAAUCCACCUCUGAGUGAAGUCCCUGUAGACGAGUGGUUCUGUCCAGCCUGUGCUCCCAUGGAUGUCAGUGCUGCUGCAGAUGCAGAUCAGGUCAGUGAAGAGGAGGUGGCUGCCCUGGUGGCUGAUGUUGUGCCCACCACCAGCAGGCUCCGUCCCCAGGCCCGCACGCGGGCGAUCGCCAGAACGCGGCAGAGCGAGCGCGUCCGGGCCACCGUCAACAGGAACAGGAUCAGCACUGCCCAGCGCAUCCAGCACGUGCCAAGGUACCUCAUGUCCUCUCUUCUGGAUGAAACCAUUGAGGCAGUUGUGGCAGGCCUAAACACAGCCAUCUACCAGCGCCCCCUCACACCACGGGCUCCCACCAGGCAGAAGAGGAGAACAGGUAGGAGGAAGAAAGUAGGAGGCAAAAAAAGAACUCAGACAAAAUCUUCUGCUGGGAAGAAGAGUUCAGGGACACAGCUGAAGAGACGGAAGCGCCUGGGAAAGAAGAGACGGGGGAAGAAGAUGAGAGUGAGAUCCCAUGUGAGAGCUGAGGUCUCUGCUCGCUCCCGCAUCGCGAGGACCCUGGGCCUGGGGAAGCCCGUGCGAGGGGCCUCCAUCCCUUCCCUGUACAGACCAGCAGAGCCCUCCCUCAGCCUGCUGAGAGCAGAUGUUGGUGUGGCCUCCCUCUCUGUCUUCGGAGAUCCCUACGAGCUGGACCCUUACGAAAGUAAUGAAGAGGUUCCAGCAAAUCCAGAUUCACCAGUGAGUGCCAAAAGGAGAGUUCUCUCCCAGUCAGCACUGAGGUCUCACCGUCCCGUGGCUAGACCUAUUUCUGUGGGACUUCCCAGAAGCAGUGUACCUGCCUUGAGUCCCGACCAAGAAGCAGAAGCUGCCCCUGUGCCUGACCUGUUGGGAAGUAUCCUGUCUGGGCAGAGCUUGCUCAUGAUGAGCAGUUCAGAUGUGGUCAUCAACAGAGACGGCUCGCUGACGGCCAAGAGGGCAGCCCCACUGCACAGGAAAUCAGGGAAGGACUCGAGAGCGGAGGACGGGUCGGGGCGGAGCCCCCAGCCGAGUCCAGCAGCGCACUCAGGGACCACAGCAGGCAGCUCCAGUGCUGGACCUCCCGUCGCCUCGGGGCCGAGCGCUCCCCCCGGAGCUCCCCCCAGAGCUCCCCCCAGAGCGGGUGGCAGGGCACCUUCCCCCUCGCUGCACAGGGCCCAGCCCACAGCAAGCCCUGCACAGCCAACCUCGGAACAGGCGACGGCCAAGCCGGAGUGCUCGAUGACCCCCAGGUCUGUUCAGACUCAGAGUACAGCUGCGCUGAGCAGGCACGGCUCCAGGCCAGAGCCAGUGCCCAGAUUUAAUGGAAACUCGAAAAACUUUGCACCCACGGACUCACCUUUAAAGCCCCUGAGCUGCAAUAUGAAUUCUGGCUCUAAAGCUGUGACUGUGAGGCAACCAUUAAAACCACCUCUCAAGAGAAUAGACAUCUUUGAGCUUCCCAGGAUACCAAAGAUUAAAAAGGAGCCCAGCAGCAAGCAGGUGGAGCCAGAACCCACGGGAAGCCAAAGCUGUGACAUCCCCAGCUCCUGUGUAACCCAGCUGACGGGCAGGGAGAGCACCAGCCAGCCAGGGAAGGGGGGUGGCAGGGUGGAGAGUCAGAAGUCGAACACCAAGGAGUCUCAGCAACAGACACGUACAAGUGGGACAUCUUUUGCUGCCCACACGAGCUCGUGCGGCAGCUCCUCGCUGCCAGGCUCUUCCAGGAGCAAAGGCCCCAGCUCUUUCGAGAGCUUUAAAAUCAAUAUCCCUGGGAACACAGGGCAGCCCAGCAGACUGUCUCACCCAGGGUUUUGUAACACCUUCCGCCCCGUGGAUGACACGGUGCAACAGAAAGAGAGUCCCUCACCUCUUUUCUCAGUGAAGAAAAAGCAGGUCAAAAGUGAAAUAUACGAUCCCUUCGAGCCCACAGGCUCGGACUCGAGUUCAGCGAGCAGCAGUCCUGAAAGGCUUGGCUCAGGGAUCCCACUGACCAAUAUCACCAGGACCAUUUCCAUUGAAAGCCCAAAGGUUCAGACCUUUCAAACUGUCCGUCGUUUCACCCCUUACAGGGUAGACAAUAUAUUUGGCUCUGAGGCUGACUCUGACGGGCCGUCGGGUGACACGGGCUCCCGUGGCGGGGUGGCAGUCAAGGGCAGGAUUGUAGAGCAGAUCUCUGACACAGAGGAGCCAGACCACGGGGAGGAGGAAGACUUCCCGAGCGGACCUUGCACUUCCUCCGCUGCCAAGCAGAUUUCUAAUGCAGAGUGUCUAAAGGAGGAAAGCAGAGAGGGCCCUAAUGUGUUCUUCAAUGCUGAAGAAUUGAUUAGGCCUAGCACUAUUAACGUGAAGCUGGAACCAGAUAGUCCCUCAAAGAACGAUGGGCAGCAGAAAGGCCCAAAGGUUGAACAGACAGAGAGGCGAUCACGUUCCAGGUCCUGCUCCAACUCCAGCUCCCGAAGCAAGAAGAAGAUGAAGAGGAAAAAGGCACUUGUCAAAGAGCGUAAGAGAUCCCGAUCAGGGUCCAGAGACAGAGCACGCUCAAGGGACAGGAGCUCCAGGUCUACCUCCUGGUCGGGUGGAGAGGAGCACAGCAAAACACACACCUUGAAGCCCAAGAGCAGGAGGUCUUCUACCGACCGCUCCAGCAGUCAUGAGCGGGCUAAAAAAAAGAAAAUGAAGGAUAAAAACAAGGAUAAAAAGACAAAAACGUCUUCGUCCAGGGAGAGGAGGAAAUCCAGGUCACGUUCAGGUAGUCCUGGGAGCACUUCUGAGUUUUAUGAAAACAGGAAGAAGAAAAGACGGUCCCGCUCGAGAUCCAGGCGCAGGGACCGCUCCCGGUCCAACAGCCCCGAGAGGACGAAGAGGAGGAAGCACAGGAGGGAGAAGAGCUACGAGAAGUAUGAUAAGGACAGCAGCCUGAGGUCAAGGGACAGAAAGAGAUCGAGAUCCAGGUCUCGGGAGAGGAGAAAGUGGAGGUCCAGGUCUCGGUCUGCAUCUCGAUCUCGGGAGCACAAAAGCAGCAAGUCAAAGGAAAAGAGACCGCGGUCGAGAUCGCGUUCCAAAGAGAGGAAACGCAGAUCAAAAGAGACCUCUCUUCCUCCUCCUCCAGAAAAGGAUCAAAAGCCUCCAGCUGAAAAUGUGUCCAGGUGUCUGGAGCAACCCCCUUCCUUCAGACCAGAGCCAAAGCAGGAGCUAGUACUCGAAGAGCUUUCCAUAACCAUCCAACCAAAUGUCAAGCAGGAGGAAAUACAGGCUGAGACCCCAGUUCCACUGAGAGAGGCCCAAGAAACUAUAAAAGUAGAACCCAUCUUUCAGGAAGCUGCCAGUGAAACUGCAUUCCCAGUGCCAGAGAUCACAGACGUUUGUGCUCCAGUUGGCAGCGUGGAUUCUCUUACUGAAGCAGAGUUACUGAGCAGCAGUGACCCAGGAGUGCUUGGCAGCUGUAGCAAUACAAACCUGGAGAUUACGGUGAAAAUAGAAAACACCACGUUAUGUCCAUCUCUGAUGGAAGCAGCUCCAAAGAAGGAAGUUAUCAUUCAUGCUCCCGUGGAGGCUGCACCCAUUCAGAGCUCCUCCAAAAGCAAAGCAGCCGACGGUGUGAAGGAGGUUAAAGAUGAGUGCCUUGUGUCAAGUGAGAACAGUUUCAGUAAGCCUGAACUGGAGGUGGUCGCUCAGGGUCCUGCACUGAAAUCAAAAGCACCAGUGAAGAGAGUUACCUGGAAUCUUCAGGAGGAGGAAAGCAGCACGCUGUCUGCUGGGAAGGCUCCAAGGCUGCCAUUUUACAAACUUCAGCGAGCAAAAGAAGGGGCCUGGAAGGCAGAGGACUUGAACCAAACGUUAAAUCAGGUGCAGUUAAAUGAGCCUCCUCCAACCAAUUAUAUGAUUCCUGAGCCUAUGUUUCCUGAUCUAGAUUCCUCUCAGGUUGGUUCCUCUUGCACCCACGUGUCAUGGAAGGCAUCUCACCUCAUCCGUGCCCUCGUUGUGCAACACCCUCCUCUCAUGGCAGUUUGCCUUCCCCUGCGCGUGGCGCAUUCCAUACAGCCCAUACCCCUCAGCAACCUUCUGACCAUCGAGUGUCUCUGCUGGGCCCACAGCUGGAGCAGCACGUUCUUCGUUCUGCUCUGUUCCUGCAGCUCCUGUUGUCGGCAGUGA